UCACGCUCACACUGCUUGUGUUUCUGCUGCAGGGAAUGGCCCUGCGCGCUGGGCUUCGCUGCUUCCAGUGCCCCCUCUGCCGAGACAGAGACACAUUUUUAGGAGAAUUGUUCAGCAUGGGGAUCCGAAUCCCAGACAGAAGUCCAAUGUGGGAGGAGAACAAUGCUUAUGCAUCUCUGGGAGGAAGGCACGGGAGCUGUGAUGCCAGCGUCUGCCGUUACCCACGUGGCAGGGAGCAGGCAGAGGAAGCGGGGCCCUGGGAGCUGCUCCUCUGCUGCUCCUGUGCUGCACAAGGCACCCAUCGACUCUGCUCCAACUUGAGUCAGAGCACAACCAGCUGGGAGUGCAACGCCUGUGCUGGAGAGGGCACCGGCCCCAGCACCAACUAGGUUCUUGCCAGACAUAGCGCCACCAGCCAGCAGGAACUGGGGCAAUUCUGAGGCACCACAGCACUGGAGAGAAGCAGCUCCAGCACCACCAGCCAGGCACCACUGACACCAGCACACGGUUCCCAUGUGCCUGAAAACAGUGUCCUGUCCAGCCAGCGCAGGAUGGAGCAGAGGAGAACCAGCCCACGUUUACACCAGGAAGAGAACGCCUGCAAUCAGCCCCGAGGACACCGUGGGAGCUGCCGGAAUGCUACCUCCACUGAUGAGGGCAGCACCCCAAACUCUGCCAGCCAGGGGACAUCAGAGUCCUCGCGGCACUCCCCUGCAGCUGGCUACAACCUCCGGUGCAGACAGGGACUGCGGGCCCGGACACAAAGCCGCUCUCCGUUGCAGCGCCGGGCCCCACGUUCUCCAAGCCAGCCCCAAACACACCGUGGGAGCAGGCAGGAAUCAACCCUAAGUGCCGAGAGCUGCAGCCACAGCUACACCAGACCAGGAGCACCAGGGGCCUCAGGGGAUUCCACAGAGGCUGCUGGAAGCCGGUCCAGGCAGCCAGGGUGGGUCCGGACUCGAAGCCUGCUGAGACCCACAGCCAGCCCCGAAGACGCCGCAGGAGCCGGUCCAGGCGGCGAGGGCCAGCCCAGGGGCGAAGCCGCUCCCGGGUACCACGUCGGGCCCGGAACAUCAACAGCCGGCCCCGGUGAUGCUAUAGGAGCAGCUGCGUGCAAGCUCCACUUGUCCAAACCUGUCCAAAGUCAUCAGAGUCUAUCACAAUAAAACAGAGUUCCAUCAUGCCACUGUCGCUUUCAUUCUUCUCUGCCUUUCCCGAGGUGGGCAGCUUUGGGGGCUGGAACCACGGGGAUCCCUUCCCCCCAGCACCCAACCCAUUCCUUCCUCCCCGCAGCCCGCUUCAGGCUGAGCUGGGUUCUGGCCCCGACUCCAGCGGGGUCACAACGUUUCCAACGUGCAACGUGGUGGAGGCCAGGCUGGCAGCUGCAGCCCCGUUCUGGGGGUGUUUCUGACAUCUUGGGGACGUCGCUGUGUUUGGGACAUGCAGGCAGCCCCGGGGCUGCUGCCGGCUGUGGGGUGGGCCAGGACCCGGGCUUUCCUCCUGCAUUCGGGCAGUGCCUCAGGUCUGCUGCCACUGCUCGUCAACGUGACGUCCAUCGUAUAUUUGCUUGGUCCAACUGUCUAGAAAAAUAACCCGCUGGUCUCUCCCUGGGUCCGGUGUGUUCUACCAACUCUCCCAGUGCAAAGUGACGUCUUUCAUGCCCAUCCAAUUCAAAAGGCUUUCCCAGACUGGGCCGUCCUAGAGCAGGGAUAGACUUCAGAGCUGCUCUCAGUUGAAUAAAGGCUGUUUGGCAUUCUCGGUUCCAGUCCCAAAUUUCUUCUUCUCCUUUCACAGCUUCAUAUUCCACCGUCCUCCAUCAGUCCACAGUUUGGUACCCAUCAUCGACAGCAUCCUGCCAUACCUAAGGAAGCUCGCAUUAACCAUUUUGACUUUGGCUCUGGUAUUUGAUAUAUGGCUUCCUUGCGCUCUCCCUGCAGGCUUUGGUAUCCCCAGGGGUGGUAAAACCAACACGAAUCACAGACUGACAAGCUAUUGGUGCUUUCUUCUUGGAUACUCCGCCUCCCGCCAAGCUCGGAAAAUUGAGGAGACUUGUUGUCACUUGUGUUCUUUCCUCCCUUGUCUCAGCACCUAGAAGGAGUUCAUCUGCACCUUGGCGCAGUGUAGCUUCCAGCAGCUUGUGCCACCAUCCCUCCAGUUCCUUAGCAAGCUGAUUCCCAAAUAUGAUGGGGCUAUUUUUAAAGCCCUGGGGGAGCACAGUCCAGCACCACUGUGUUUUCCUUCCAGUUUGGGGGUUUUCACACUGCAACACAGAGGAGAGUAUGUGGGGUUUUCCAUAAGGGGAUGUACUUCCAUCACAAGUUGACUUAUAGCCCUUCCAUCCUGAACCAACUGACAUUCUGUGGAGUGAGGCUUUCUGGUUGG
This is a messenger RNA of Gallus gallus (chicken), 2382 nucleotides long. Its product is annotated as PHD finger protein 7-like. Lineage: Eukaryota; Metazoa; Chordata; Aves; Galliformes; Phasianidae. The record is from RefSeq and is a predicted model, not a curated record. The transcript is spliced from 4 exons. Gene Ontology annotation, cellular component: nucleus. The coding region runs from base 36 to 389 and encodes 117 amino acids.